AUGAUUAACAACAUUAAAUAUCUUAUAUUUGUACUGAUAUUCAGAUCUUGUAUAUUUGUCGCCUCUAGUAACGUUCUUGAUAUUUCAUUACCUAACCUUAAUUUUUGUGCAGUACAGUUGGAAGAUUUAUAUGGUAAUAUAUUAAUAUCUACAGUUGUACCGGAUUCCAGUAUUAAUAUUACAAAGGUCAUUGAUAAACAUCGUCUUAUAUGGAAUAGUUCAUCAUCUGAUGAGUGUCUUGAUGAGAUCAAGGUAUAUAGGUCUUAUGGUUACGAUAGGUUAGUUUUUAUUGUAUCGGUUAUUAAUGAUAUAAAACAUGUCAAGUUUUAUAUUAGACAAGGUUACCAUUGGGAAGAAAUAUCAAUGAAUGAUUUUGAUUCAAGCCUUGAUGCAUUGUUUAGAACAAGGUUGUUUGAACUGAAAACUGUUUUAGAUAUUGACACUUUUAUGGUUCAAAGACAAAUUUUUUCAGGAAUUCCAGCCUACGUAUUCACUCCAUAUAAUAUUUUUGACGUUGUUUUAGUUCAUCAUCGAGAACAGGUUAUUUGGUCUAGUUCACAAAUACAUAAAAAAUGUAUUCGUAUUAUAGUUCAUGGUGAGUUGGAUAAACCUUUAUUACUUCAAAUAAGCAUUUUGCACGAUUUUGAUUUAAAUUCUUCUAAACAAUAUUAUCCUAGUGGAAGGCUAACUCAACAAUUUAAUAUUAUGAAACUGCACCUUGCAAAUGAAUUUCUAAGAGGAGUCCGUCUUGCCAGAAAACGAAAUAAAAGAUCACGAAUGGCUCAAAGAGAUAGUCAAAAUAAAACUGGAGAGGAUACUCAAAAAGAUGUUGAAGAAAGUUCUGAACAACCUAGUUCUCCACAAAAUGUUUUACCUACCAAAUAUCUCAGAAAACGGAAAUCAAAUACAUCAGGCAAAGAAGAUUUUUCCGAAGAAAAUGAACUUGUUGAUCUAAUUCAAAUUGAUCAUGAAAGGAUUCAAAAAAGGAGAGAAUACCAUAUAAAAAAGAUGGAAUUGGAACAAAAGAUAGAUAAUUUGAAAAAUCAACUUGCGGUUAAUAAUGACAUGCUCGAACUUGAACUAAAACUAGAUGAAGAGGAGGAAGAAGAAGAGGAAGAAUCUAGUGAAAGUGAAGACGAUUGUCAGGAUUGUGACUAUGAUAAACCAGAUGAGAGAACUACCAGCCAUGAAAAUAAAGAUGACGAUGCUGAUAAAGGUUCACAUUCACAUGAAGAUAAAGCAGAACAAACAAAAGAAAAACCUAAAAAUAAAAAGGUACAGAAGAUAGAAAAGAUUUUGAAUUCAAAAUAUAGAGAACUGGCCAAGUUAGAAAAACGAUUGGAUAAUAUAAAUUCAUUAGAUUUAACAGGUUUUUAUGAAAUUUUAAAUGCAGUGAACAUUAAGAGAGAUUUACUUGGAAAAAUUAAAGCAAUUAAAUUUGUGACAGUACAAAUGGAAGAACUACUUGAAUUGGAAAAAUAUAUUUGUGAUAGUGAACCCAUCGAUUGGAUACCAAGUCCAUUCAAAAAAACUGGUGAAGAAGACAAAGAUAAAGAAACAAGCGAAACGGAUACCUCAGAAGAAGAUGAUGAUGAAGAAGAAGAUGAUGAUGAUGAAGAAGAAGAUGAUAAUGAUAAAGAUGGAACCGACGGCGGAAAUGGAGAUGGUAGAUCUGGAGAUACUAAUCAAAUAGAACCUCAUGGUUCGGUCGAAUUUGUCGAUAAACCAGAAGAAAAAAACCCCAAACAUAAAAUAAUACAAAAAUUGGAAAGACAAGUAAUAUUAAAAAGAAAAACCCUUAAACGUUUGUAUAAAGUUCUAAGACCACUUGAAGAUGAAUUAUAUCAGCACGGAAUUCAAGAAUUUUCUAAAAUUAAGGAUAAAAUCGAUAUUAUUAAUUCUAAAAUUGAACGUCUUCAAUAUUCAGUAUUUCAAUUCAAAGAAGUUAUUAAAAUUCUCAAAAAAUUUAGUCAUAAUGAAUCAGAUAAGGAACUAAAUAAAGUGAGAAAGGAUAAAAUCGAAGAUUUGAAAAAACGAAAACAAGUCUACUCAAAUCAAUUGGCCGAAUUGCAAGCGGAAUUAGAGAAAUUAGAGGAAGAAAAUUCAGAUGAAACUAAUUCAGGAGAAAUUGAUGGGAUUUUAAAAAGAGAAAUGGAAGAUAAGAAAAAAAAGGAGAUUGAAAUAGAAAGGAAGAGAAUGUAUAGAGGAAUAGAUUCUUUACAUUUUGAUAUAAACCAUUAUAAAAAUCUUAUUAAAUUUGAAAAACAAAAAACAAAAGGUAAUAAAAAUGCAAAAUUGUCCAAAAUAAGAAAAUAUGAAACUAUAUUGGAAGCAAGACAAAAACUACUGAAACAAAAAGAAAAAGAUUUGCUUGAGUUUGAAGCCCGAUUUCGAAAAUCUAUAACACCAUCUAGUGAUCGCCAAUAUUUACAACCUCCUGAACCAGUAAAAAGUAUUAGAAAAGUGGCAGAGUAUCAUAAAGGGAGGCCAUCUAUAUAUAGGCAACCUCAAGUAUUUGAUUUAAACAAUUUUAGACUGGAGAAAUUAUUCCAACAACCUGAUAGACCAAGGGCAUGGUCAUCUAGGUUUACAGUGCCUUUACCAUAUGCAACGCCAUAUAUAAGAGCACAACAACAACAACAACAACCACAGCCACAAGUUCAGCAUAUUCAACAACCAUAUCACCCAUAUCAGCAUCCUUAUCAACCUAUACCAGAACCUCAACAGCAACAACCAGAACUGGAGCCAGAUGUAGUGACUAUAAGUAUUUCUGAUGAUUCAGAUGAAGAUGCAGUACAAGAAACUCAAACUCAACCACAACAGCAACAAUAUCAUCCUUAUCAACAAACUCAACAACAACCUCAGCCACAAUAUCAACAUGGACAAUCUCAACCAUUUCAACCAUAUCAACCACCUCAACAACUUCAGCAAUAUCAGCCUUAUCAACUUGGCCAACCUCAACCAUUUCGGCCAUAUCAACCUCAAGUGGUAUCACAAGAAGGAAUGACAUAUCCACAACAACCUAUUCACCCUCAACCACGUUAUCCUCAUCCACAACAAUUUCAAUCAUAUCAGCCUUAUCAAUAUCAACCACAGCAAUCAACUCAACCACAAUAUCAACAACAACUGCAUUCGCUAGAAUCGGGAGCAUUUACACCAUAUCAACAUCAACAACCUGAAAUAUAUCAACCUAAUAUUCCACAAAAUGAUCAACCUAAACAACAAACAACUGUGGAAGAAUCUCGAAGACAUCUCCCACCAAAAAAGAGAAUUAGAAUAGAACUUCAACCAAAUCAAUCAGAAAUGGAGCAUGUUUCAGAACCUGAACCUCAACCAAAUCAAUCAGAAAUGGAGCAUGUUUCAGAACCUGAACCUCAACCAAAUCAAUCAGAAAUGGAGCAUGUUUCAGAACCUGAACCUCAACCAAAUCAAUCAGAAAUGGAGCAUGUUUCAGAACCUGAACCUCAACCAAAUCAAUCAGAAACUGAAACUGGAGAACAAGAACCUGAACCUCAACCAAAUCAAUCAGAAACUGAAACUGGAGAACAAGAACCCAGUCAACAAUCUAGAAGUGCUCCUCAACGUAGGACUCAAGCCUACACCUUUCCUGUUCCUCCUACAAUACCAAGACCUCCAGCUUCACUUCAGACGCCACAUGCAUUUGAGAAUAGAGAAAACCCUUCAGAUCAACCUCCAGAACCACCGAUCGGACCCUAUCCGAAUAAACCAUCUGGAAGAAAACAAUACGUAGAGGAAAAAUACUAUAAAAAUACUCAAUUAGGAUGGGUUAGAAUAAAUAAAGGCCAAUUUACUCAUCUUUUGAAUAAAUAUGAUUAUCAAAAAGCAAUGGGAUUAGAUCCCUUUGAUAUAAAUUUUUAA
Theileria annulata is the source of this 3879-nucleotide messenger RNA. Its product is annotated as putative P-, Q-rich protein family protein, putative. The transcript has a single exon. The record is from RefSeq and is a predicted model, not a curated record. Bases 1 to 3879 code for a protein of 1292 amino acids. Lineage: Eukaryota; Apicomplexa; Aconoidasida; Piroplasmida; Theileriidae.